Messenger RNA from Beauveria bassiana ARSEF 2860, 1104 nucleotides. RefSeq lists its product as uncharacterized. Bases 1 to 1104 code for a protein of 367 amino acids. The record is from RefSeq and is a predicted model, not a curated record. The transcript has 2 exons. NCBI's taxonomy places the organism in Eukaryota, Fungi, Ascomycota, Sordariomycetes, Hypocreales, Cordycipitaceae.
AUGCUCAACCUGUCCGUACGAGAACUUCCCGCAAGUGAACACAUUCAACGCGUUCUAGUCGAUUUAGAGUUGACAGGGCCUAGUCGCAAAAAGUUUAGCCAAGCACUCGUGCUGAUCUGUUUCACAAGUACCAACGACGCGCAAAGCUUGGAGGAUCUAUGUGGUUACGACGAAGACGAUGUAAUCGGCCUAGUGAGGCAGAAAAUGCGAGACUUGCAGACUGGCUCUGACGACGACACAUGGAAGCACCAAGUUGCAUUAAUUCGAUGUGUCUUGGAGCAGUCUCGUGCUAUGAAGAGUUACCAUCAACAAGAGAUUUUCGAUUUCACUCGGACAUUUCAGCAAAACCGGAAGACAUACCUGUCUAUGGUCGGUAUCGGGUCUGAGGUAACCUAUGUGGAGAUCGCCAAGCUUGCAGGAAUCAUCAGACAAUGCAAGUUGCUGCAGAGGGAACCAAGCAUGGACAAUCUACAACAAUUUCUGCGACCAGAGUAUUUACCUAUUCGCACACUCGAGAGUCUGCCAUGGGAAGCGCAAUGUGGCCUUUCCUAUGGGGAUGCUCAGAAGUUCACGGCGUUUACCGCUAGCGUUGCGCGCGAGUUCAGUUGCACUUGGGACGACGGUCAUGAGGCCCUCUUCAUCAUCUUUCGACGCCUCCAAAGUACUCGACUAGGGCUUCCUGGGGACUAUUUGCACUCCGUACGCAAUCGUCUCCGGAACAGCAUUCGAGAUUGCCAAACGCCGAGCCGGCUAGUGUUGUAUGUGGUUGCCUCCUUCGCUUUGAGCAAGGAUGAGCUGACUCAACACUCCAUACAUGAGUUUCUGAAUCUGCAGACCAACGAUGUAUCGCGUGCGACGAUCAACUCCUUGACCCGCGCGUUAGACAAAUCAAUGAGGUCCUGGCCUAUAUGGAGAGGGCAGGCUGCGAAGUUCAUGUCGGUUCUGUUGGGGGAGGCGAUUAACGUCAAGGACAUGAGAAACAUGUGUACCAAAGAAGGAAGCACAUGCAUUGACUGGGAUGACUAUUGGUAUACAAGAUUUGAUGGCCAGACUAGCCAUGAUUCUGCAAAAGCUAUUGUGUGUGAUAAGUUGUAUAGAAAAUAA